Molecule: messenger RNA, 2640 nt
Organism: Spirodela intermedia
Lineage: Eukaryota; Viridiplantae; Streptophyta; Magnoliopsida; Alismatales; Araceae
Source: the annotation of a GenBank genome assembly
AUGUCGUCCUCGACGGUCGCCAUCGCUGCGAAUUCAGCGAUCAACGCUCUGGAUUCCGACUUGAAGUCGAGUGCCAGGAGGAGGCAUGCUUUCGUCGCAGAGAAGAAAUCGACGGUUGACACGGUUGCCGAUGGGGAAAAUCCUGCUGUCAGUGGUAAUAGGGUUGAUGGCAGAGAUGGGCAUUCCGUGCGGGAUGAAUAUGCGCAGGAGAGACCGCGAGAACUUCCCCAUCGCAAGGAUGAUCUAACUGCGGCGCCUAAGAUUUCACUCAAGCACAAGAAAUCUCCAUCGAAGGCGGACAAGCCCAGGUGGAGAACUAUUCUUAGUAUUCUCAUAAAAAACGGUCUUCUUCUCACUGUGCUUCUCAAUCUGGGGCGAAUGGGUUGGAAGUGGAUCGAUCUUCAAGGCGAGGUCACGCGCUCUUUGUUCACUGCUCCUGCUUUUGUAGAUCAGAUAUCUGAUGUUGAAGCUUCUUUAAGGAAGACGACAGAGAUGUUGCAGGACCGCAUGCAGGCCGUUCAUAGCAAGGUCGACAGAGAGAUCGGCAUUGUAAAAAAGGAACUGACAGAGGAAAUCAAGGGGAGAACUGACUCUCUUGAGAAGAAGUUGAGGCAAUUGGAAACCAGAAGCGACGACUUGGAGGUGUCCUUAACCAAGUUGAAGGACACAAGUUUCUUCUCCAAAGACGACCUUCAGAAAAUCUUGGAUGACUUAAGAAAAGGUCAAAAUACAGUGACGAACACUCGUCAGGUGACUUUGGACGAGAUUAAAGCCUACGCCAGGGAUAUUAUUGAGAAGGAGAUUGAAAAGCAUGCAGCCGAUGGGCUUGGAAAGGUAGAUUAUGCACUGGCAUCUGGUGGAGGUAGAGUCGUUCGGCAUUCUGAGGCGUACAGCUUUGGCAAGGGUAGUUGGUUUCCUGUGGGAAAAGGCCGAAGUGGUGGCGUUCAUGCCAGUGCUCAUAAGAUGCUGCAGCCGAGUUUUGGAGAACCUGGUCAGUGCUUUCCCUUGCGUGGGAGCACUGGAUUUGUUGAAAUCAAGCUGAGAACAGGAAUCAUCCCUGAAUCUAUCACUAUAGAACACGUAGCAAAGGUAAUCUUUCUUCUUCUGCAUUUUUUCUAGACUUUCUGUUUACAGUCCUCUUAGGUGGCGGUAAUUAUCAGCAUGUGGAAUAGUUAAAAUUUUAUUUUACUUACCUCUCUCACAAGGUAUUAGGGGGUUGGUGGGUUGUUUAAAUUUAUAAUUUUUUUAAUUUGUUUGAAAUUUUUUACUCCUUAAACCAUCUAUAUUUCUUUCAUUGGCAGCCUAUUCUCUGAUCUCUCUUGAGAACAUCGAUUAUCUUGUUUUGACCAAUCCUGACUCGUAAUGAGUAUUGAGUUGUGCAGAGUUGGCAGUCUGUGAUGCUCCAUCAGGAGGGUAUAUAUAUAUAUAUAUAUAUAUAUAUAUAUAUAUCAGGCUAGACGACUGAUUCACUGUUGGCAAGGAUCAUUUACUUGGGCAUGCUAGCCAGUACGACUGUCACAACUGGGGUAGUGCUUUAGAUAUGGUUUUCAUGAAGAUGUCUCCCGGCCACUAUACAUGUCUGUGAGGACCAUAGAGGGACUAGACACAAUGAUUUUGAUAUCUGGCGGGCUGAAUUUUCUCCAUAUGCUCUUCCUCGAGAGAGAAAAAAUCUCCAAACCAACCAGAUCUUGGGUGUUUCAAAGUAUAUAUAUUCAUCAGUGAUGCAAUGGAAAGAAACACUGCCGAGGAAAAAAAAAACCUUUGGUUAAACGCCAAUCAGGACCUUGUACCCAUAAGUUGAUUUGAUUGCAAUGGAAAGAGUAGAUCCGGACGUUUUCUAUCAAUCUUGUUUGUACCCUAUGCAUAGUUUUUAACAAAAGGGGAAAUUGUUCUUGCUCGUGAGUGAGGUCAAUAAUUCUCAUGUGAUUCCUUUUUUGGGCUUCUUUCGAUUAAUUUUGCUCAUGAACUCCUGAACAUUCGCUUUUGGAUCAUUUUCUAGCCAGUUUCUCCCCUUCGGUUUCUUCACAUCCGACCUCCUGCUUGUUCUCUCCCUCCCUCCCUCCCUCCCUCCCUCCACCGGAGUCGUCAUUCCUGUCUUCUGCUGAAGGUUGCUGUUUGCGGCAAUGUUGUGGUACUACUGCAUGCUACAUGUUUCCACCCAUUUCCGGCACAGCCUUUGGAUUUCUUCUGUAUUACUCGUCUUUAGCCUUCAUCAUCAUCUCAGAACGUUUUAAACUGCUGUGAAUGGUAUGAAUCAUACUCCGCAUAUGGUCGCAAUACUGAUCUUUUCAUUAAUCCCACAAUGUUUACAAUCCUGCUAUUGAUUUAUAUGUGCAGAGUGUGGGCUAUGACCGAUCUAGCGCGCCGAAGGACUGUCGCAUCUCGGCAUGGCUCGAAGGGCUCGGCAACAGCCCUUCGUCCUGGCCCGAGCGGACGAUGCUCACCCUGGUGGAGUUCACUUAUGAUCUCGGCAAGGGCAAUGCCCAGACCUUCGGCGCUGCUCCAUCCUCUGUGGGCAUGGUCAACAUGGUGCGCCUGGACUUCUCCUCCAACCAUGGGAACCCUUCUUACACUUGCCUCUACCGCCUGCGCAUCCAUGGCGCUGAGCCUGACCCUGUGAAGAUGGUGAUGGGGUCCUGA